This is a messenger RNA of Hippoglossus stenolepis (Pacific halibut), 2877 nucleotides long. RefSeq names its product FLVCR heme transporter 2b (gene flvcr2b). Gene Ontology annotation, cellular component: membrane. The record is from RefSeq and is a predicted model, not a curated record. Gene Ontology annotation, molecular function: heme transmembrane transporter activity; heme binding. Gene Ontology annotation, biological process: heme export; transmembrane transport. The transcript has 11 exons. Bases 684 to 2261 code for a protein of 525 amino acids. Lineage: Eukaryota; Metazoa; Chordata; Actinopteri; Pleuronectiformes; Pleuronectidae.
AACACUGUACAAACGUUCCUUUAACACUACCGCUGACCUGCUGACAGAUUAGGUCUCAGUUUGACACAACUCCUGGAGACAUAUAGACAGAUUAGGUCUCAGUUCUGCUUGUGUCACAGGUUAUCUCACCACGGCCAGACAGCCUUUACAUCAGCACAUGUCAUCGCAUCACACCCGUCUGCAGGAGGGAACGUAUGUCUGAGCCAUGUUUAACACAAAAGACUUUAAAAUGUUCAAAAGUCUGUGGUGGGAUGAACAUUUUAAACAGCAUAGUCGAUACAAAGGGCUGGGAGCAAAGGAAUCUUCCUUGUUAUGCCUCUUCACCUAAUCGUAGGUAAAGAAUAACACAGACAUGGAAUCAUUAAGCUUCAAACGAGUUAACUUUCACAAUAAUUAAAGUUCAACGCAGAGAGAAAUGUGUGUUGCAGUUUCCAGGGGGUCACUUGUACUUGGACAGUUAACUAAAGAUAAUCCAGGGUCCGAGUAGGUGGGAGUGGUUUGGGUGGAAUUGGCCUUUCUCCUUUAUUAACAUCACAUGACAGGCCUAAAGGUAACAAAUAUGUGGAGUGAAUGGACAGGGAGCAGUGUGCGUCCAGGACAGCGAGCCGUUAGGAACACAAGCUCCGGCAUCUCUCACCUCUCACGUUCUAGGAGGGGGGCCCCCCCGCUCUGGGACAGUCGCGAUGCCACGAAACAAUACUUUGAAAGGCAACCGUGCAAAUUCUGAACUCGGUGGUGAAGAGUGGCUGAGGUCCAAGGCCACAAAGGAGCCCGCUCCAGGCCUCUCUUCGCUGCAGUGGAGCCCGGGACCUCUGGGUAGACCAAUCUCCAUGGGCUCCCAGCUGGACGGCGUUGCGGGCUUACGAGGUGACCACGUGCAGCUGGUCCCGAAGCCCGAGACCAAACUGUACCACCGCCGCUGGGUCAUGCUGUUUCUCUUCAGCGCCGUCUCGGCCAGCAACGCCUUCAUGUGGCUCCAGUACGGCAUCAUCAGCAACAUUUUCAUGCGCUUUUACAACAUAGACUCUCUGGCCAUCGACUGGCUGUCUAUGAUAUAUCUACUCACAUAUAUCCCUCUCAUUGUGCCCGUCCUGUGGCUUCUGGAGCACAGGGGCAUCCGGGAUGUCGUCCUCGUUGGUUCAGCCUUCAACUGCAUUGGUGCAUGGAUCAAAAUUGGUAGUGCAAGUCCCCAUCUGUUCCCAGUCACCUUCUUUGGCCAGUUUGUGUGCUCAGUAGCCACUGUGUUUGUGCUUGGUAUUCCCUCUUACCUCGCCUCGGUGUGGUUCGGAGAGAAAGAGGUCUCCACUGCCUGUUCCAUAGGAGUUCUGGGAAACCAGCUGGGCAUCGCCAUCGGGUUCCUGAUGCCUCCCAUCCUGGUGCCUAAUGUGGAAGACAUGGACGAGCUGGCUCACCACAUCAGCGUCAUGUUCUACAUCACAGCAGGAGUGGCGACCUUACUCUUCAUCCUGGUUGUCUUCGUCUUCCAGGAACGUCCUGAACUCCCCCCGACUCAGGCCCAGGCCACAGCUCGCAGCAUCCCACCGGAGCAGUACUCCUACACUGCCUCCAUCCUCAGGCUGCUGCGCAACAGGCCCUUCAUCUUCCUCAUCAUCACUUACGGUCUGAACGUAGGAUGUUUCUAUGCUGUUGGCACCCUGCUCAACCGCAUGAUCAUCGAGCAUUACCCUGGAGAAGAGGUGAAUGCUGGGAGGAUCGGCCUCACCAUUGUCAUUGCAGGGAUGGUCGGCUCUCUGAUCUGCGGCAUCUGGUUGGACAAGACUAAAACCUACAAGCAGACCACCCUUGCAGUCUACUUCAUGUCUCUGGUGGGGAUGAUCAUCUACGCAGCUACACUCAGUCUGGGACACCUCUGGGUGGUCUUCAUCACAGCUGGAACUCUCGGGUUCUUCAUGACAGGCUACCUGCCGCUGGGCUUUGAGUUCGCUGUCGAGCUGACGUACCCAGAGUCAGAGGGAACCUCCUCUGGACUCCUCAACUGUUCAGCACAGGUGUUUGGCAUCAUAUUCACCAUCUGCCAGGGAAAGAUCAUCGAUGCCUUUGGCACGUUGGCAGGCAACAUCUUCCUCUGCGUCUUUCUUCUGAUCGGCACAAUAUUGACAGGUUUUAUCAAGUCUGACCUGCGGAGGCAAAGGGCAAACAUCUUGGCCAGAGCAGCAGAGGAAGAGGGUCAGAUGUCGGAACAAGACUACGGAGCCACGACACUAAUCUCCCAGCAGCAGGCUCCUCCCUCUCAAGCCUGAUCAAUAAACCUUUCUGCUUCCUACAAAAAAACUAAACAAUCAUCAUCUUCAAAUCAUUGCUCAACAAGGCAGCCGCACAAAGGGUCCCACCGACUGCCGGGAUGUGAGCCUGACCACACCUACUAUCAUCAGAGAAGCCCAGUUGUAGACACACACACACUAACAAUAACGCUUGGAAAAGAACAAAGAUCUUCCUUUUGCAAUGUAACAAACUGACAGUAGAACCGCACAAUCAGGAAGUGACUUCCCUUUUUAAAAAAGAGUUUAAUGUUUUAAUUAUUUUUUUAGAAAAAAAUAAUCCCUUGUUCGUAAAAGUAUUUUUUUAUAUUUAACUAUAGAUAUAAAUGCUCUUUCCAAAAUCAAAUCUGUGGAAUGUUUUUGUGUCUUGACAAUUUUACCUCCCAGUAUUUUCAGUGUGCAGUUGAUUAUGUACAUUAUAGAUAAAUAGCAAUAAUGAAUUGACAUUUAAUCUCUAUAAAAUAAUUUAUACGACGGCUUUCUGAUCCAUUGUGGUUCACAAGGAGUAAAUACUGAUGACGCAUGUUUGUGCGAUUUUUGUAAUACCUUUCAUGUUUCCUGCUUAUUUAACAUGAAAUAAAACUGUUUUGUCAAUGUG